AUGUACCAGGAGUGUGGCGCCAUAAUGUACCAGGAGUGUGGCGCCAUAAUGUACCAGGAGUGUGGCGCCAUAAUGUACCAGGAGUGUGGCGCCAUAAUGUACCAGGUGUGUGGCGCCAUAAUGUACCAGGAGUGUGGCGCCAUAAUGUACCAGGAGUGUGGCGCCAUAAUGUACCAAGUGUGUGGCGCCAUAAUGUACCAGGAGUGUGGCGCCACAAUAUACCAGGAGUAUGGCACCACAAUAUACCAGGAGUAUGGCACCACAAUAUACCAGGAGUAUGGCACCACAAUAUACCAGGAGUAUGGCACCACAAUAUACCAGGAGUGUGGCACCACAAUAUACCAGGAGUAUGGCACCACAAUAUACCAGGAGUGUGGCACCACAAUAUACCAGGAGUAUGGCACCACAAUAUACCAGGAGUAUGGCACCACAAUAUACCAGGAGUGUGGCACCACAAUAUACCAGGAGUGUGGCGCCACAAUAUACCAGGAGUAUGGCACCACAAUAUACCAGGAGUGUGGCACCACAAUAUACCAGGAGUAUGGCACCACAAUAUACCAGGAGUGUGGCGCCAUAAUGUACCAGGAGUAUGGCACCACAAUAUACCAGGAGUGUGGCACCACAAUAUACCAGGAGUAUGGCGCCACAAUAUACCAGGAGUGUGGCACCACAAUAUACCAGGAGUAUGGCGCCACAAUAUACCAGGAGUAUGGCACCACAAUAUACCAGGAGUGUGGCGCCAUAAUGUACCAAGUGUGUGGCGCCAUAAUGUACCAGGAGUAUGGCACCACAAUAUACCAGGAGUGUGGCACCACAAUAUACCAGGAGUAUGGCGCCACAAUAUACCAGGAGUAUGGCACCACACUAACCAACUCACCUUCCUAA
Molecule: messenger RNA, 885 nt
Organism: Procambarus clarkii (red swamp crayfish)
Lineage: Eukaryota; Metazoa; Arthropoda; Malacostraca; Decapoda; Cambaridae
Product: ice nucleation protein InaA-like
Source: RefSeq, a predicted model, not a curated record